UCCAAGGACAUGAGAAAACCACGCCGCAAAUCACACCAAGGAGAUGACGGACAGCAGUCUACCUCCCCUUAUGGGUUAUCUUGUUCCCCUAGCCGAGAGACGCUGACCUACGCACAGGCACAACGCAUGGUUGAUAUUGAGAUAGAUGGGCGACUGCACAGAAUAAGUAUAUUUGAACCUCUUCGGAUUGUGUCUGAGGAUGAGCUUACCGCUCAAGACAUCACAGAAUGUAACAGCAACAAAGAAAACAGCGAGGUCACUCUGUCAACCAAUUGUCGCAAGACCACAGCCAAAGGUAAAAAGCGAGACAUUUGUCCAAAGCAAGAUGCGAUUAUUAAUUUGACACAGCUGCCCCAGCCUAUAUUCAAAGAAGUCGAGCAAGUGUAUGUGGAAAACAUACCAGAAAAUGUUGUACUGCCGGAUACUUUGUACCGCUACACGGAUCGAUCGGUGGAAGAGGUGGAUAAGGAUAUUGAAUAUGAUCUGGAUGAGGUAGAUCUGGCAUGGCUGGAGAUGAUAAAUGGAAAGCGUCAGACUGAUGGUUUUUCAGUGGUUUCGGCAGACACGUUUGAACAGUUGAUUGACAGGUUGGAAAAGGAGUCAUACCUUCAAAACAAGCGUGUCGGUGUGAUGCAGUCGCCUAUUGAUGAAAAUGCAUUUUGUUGUGUAUGCUUGGAUGAUGAAUGCCACAACAGUAAUGCAAUCUUAUUCUGUGAUAUAUGCAACCUUGCAGUUCAUCAGGAGUGCUAUGGCGUGCCAUACAUCCCAGAAGGACAGUGGCUUUGCCGCUGCUGCUUGCAGUCACCUUCAAGACCUGUUAGUUGUGUGCUUUGCCCUAAUCAGGGUGGGGCUUUUAAACAGACUAGUGAUGGACGGUGGGCACAUGUAGUAUGUGCUAUUUGGGUUCCAGAGGUAUGUUUUGCUAACACUGUAUUUUUAGAGCCAGUUGAAGGUAUAGAUAACAUUCCACUUGCUCGAUGGAAGCUUACAUGUUACCUGUGUAAGCUUAAAGGACAUGGAGCUUCAAUCCAGUGUCACAAGGCAAACUGUUAUACAGCCUUCCAUGUCACAUGUGCUCAGAGGGCUGGACUAUUUAUGAAGGUAGAACCAGUGCGUGAGACUGGACUGAAUGGUACCACCUUCACUGUACGCAAAACUGCAUAUUGUGAAGCUCACCGGCCUCCUGGCACCCAGCAAGAAGAGUCCCCAAAAAGUUGUUUGAAAGAGGCCGACUCUGAGGAACAGAUCACUGGCACAGAUGAGAUGGAAAAGGAUGAUGAUGAGGAUGAUAACAAGAAGGAAGGUGGCAAAAGGUUCCAUGAGAAGCUAUACGCAAAGAACAGCAGGGAUCUGGCAUGGAAGGGUGAUCCUGUGCCAGUCAUGGAAGCUUUGCAGAUUCCGUUGUGUAGGUUAAUUAAGAUCUCUAGUGGCGUUUAUUUGCAAAAAAAGACCCAGUUCAUGCAACAUCUACACAGUUACUGGCUACUCAAACGUCAGUCUAGGAAUGGAGUUCCUCUUAUUCGAAGACUUCAUUCUUAUGGACAGUCUCAAAGGAGUGCAGAGCAGAAAGAAAGAAAUGCACAGACAUCAUCUGUUAAGGAGGCACUGAAAUACUGGCAGAAAUUAAGACAUGAUCUUGAGAGAGCCAGACUGCUGACUGAACUUAUUCGAAAGAGGGAAAAACUAAAGAGAGAACAGGUUAAAUUGCACCAGGCAGCAAUGGAGCUAAAGCUGAACCCAUUUAAUGUGUUUCUGCGUGCUACUUUGGAUUUGUUGCAAGAGAAAGACCCAGCUAACAUCUUUAAAGAACCUGUAAAUCUAAAGGAAGUACCAGACUACAUGGAUUUUGUUUUACACCCCAUGGACUUUUCUACAAUGCGGCACAAACUGGAAUGCCACCAGUACUCAUCCUUUCCAGCUUUUGAAGAUGAUUUCAAGCUAAUCAUCUCUAACUGCUUGUGUUAUAAUUCUCGGGAGACUGUGUUCCACCAAGCUGCUUUGCGUCUUCACCAGCUGGGUACAGCAGUACUUCAUCAUGCUAGACGUCAGGCGGAAAGUAUUGGUUAUGACCCACAUACCCUGGUGCACCUACCUGAGAAGCCCCAUGCUGAUGACUACUACCGGUUCUCAUGGGAAGAAGUGGAUGAUCUUUUGCUCCCUGAGAACAGAGCUCAUAUGUCUCCUGAAUGCCAGCUCAAAGAACUCUUGGAGAAGUUGGAUAUUGUUAGUAGCUUUCGAACCAGCGGAGCACGCACAAGGCGCUUGAAACUGCUGAGAAAGGAAAUAAAUCUUUUACAGCAAAGACUGGCGUCAUGUAGCAAAGACUUGAAUGAUGCUUGUUCUGAUGCAAAGGUUACCCACCCUCCUAUGCUGGAGCUUACAGAACCUGCUCUCCCACUGCAAAAUGUUACAGCUCAUGAGCAUCCUCCUACACUACAGCCCAUAACCCAGAGUCCUGUUCACAAACAAGGGAAGAAUAUGUCUCAUGUGAAAACUCGAGGCUCUCCUGUGCAGAAUCCGAGGAGGCGGACAGCUGCUGUACAUAAAUCCUGGAAGAAGAAAAAGACUUCCACUGAAAACAUUCAUCAGUCUAUAAGUGGGAUUGAAAGUGAUGAAGAAAGAACUGCAGAAUAUCCAGCUCUCGAAGUUGCCAAUGGGUUUAGAACACAUGCAGAAAGUGGCUUGGAAUCUGACAGCAGCUCUGAGUUAUAUAGGGAACCAACUUCAUAUUCCAAUGGGAAAAUGACUCCUCUAGGAAAACCUGCCCUUUCACAUCUGCCCCUGCUUGGAGCUAUAAAUGGCGAUUAUACCAGUCGAGAAAACCUCUUGAUGUCAUUUGAUAGUUCUGUAGAACUGAAGCCUCUCCAGUUAGUAUGGGCUAAAUGUCGUGGAUAUCCUUCCUACCCUGCCUUGAUCAUUGAUCCAGAAAUGCCAAGGGAGGGUUUGCUGCACAAUGGCAUACCUAUUCCUGUACCGCCUUUGGAAGUUCUUAAGCUUGGAGAGCAGCGACGACUUGAGAACAUUUUGCAACAACUCUUUCUAGUUUUAUUUUUUGACAAUAAAAGAACAUGGCAGUGGCUUCCCAGUGACAAGCUUUUACCUUUGGGUGCUAAUGAUACAGUUGACAAGCUGAAAAUGUUGGAAGGCCGAAAGCCGAGCAUUCGCAAAUCUGUGCAGGUGGCUUAUGAUCGAGCUAUGACCCAUCUGAAUCGUGUUGGGGGUAGCCACCCAUUUAUCACCACAAACUACCUAUAUUAAUCCCUCUAAAUCCAUAAUGGAAGAUAUUGUUGCACUUUCAAACAGUAGAAUAUAUUCUGAAACUUGGAAGUAAUUUUUGAAUUGAACUAUUUGAAGUUCUUCAUCUUACUGCCUAAGAAGACAAAAAGUAUUUAAGGUAGUGAACAUAUAUCUGUUUAUUGUGCCAAAAUGAACUCAAAGAAGCAUGUUUUAAACCCUACGCCCACAUAUGGGAGAGAAAAUAUUAAAUAGUAGAGGUUUUAUUUAAAAAAAUAACUUUUUUUCCAACUGUGUGGUUUUCAUAUGAAUUAGAAUCUGACCAGUAUGUGUAAUUUUACUUGAUUUCAUUUUAGCUUUUAGACAUGACAUAAUAAGGUCUACCCAUUUUAUAAGCCAAAUAAGUAGUGUAUUUUGAGUCAUAGAAGAUAAUUGGAUUUUAUUU
Nanorana parkeri is the source of this 3679-nucleotide messenger RNA. RefSeq names its product bromodomain and PHD finger containing 3 (gene BRPF3). NCBI's taxonomy places the organism in Eukaryota, Metazoa, Chordata, Amphibia, Anura, Dicroglossidae. Gene Ontology annotation, molecular function: protein binding. The transcript is spliced from 12 exons. Gene Ontology annotation, cellular component: MOZ/MORF histone acetyltransferase complex. The record is from RefSeq and is a predicted model, not a curated record. Bases 10 to 3258 code for a protein of 1082 amino acids. Gene Ontology annotation, biological process: regulation of transcription by RNA polymerase II.